AUGGCUUCUCCUGCUCUUCGUAAUGUUGCCUCGCAAUGCCGCAAAAUCAUGUGCAUUGGCCGAAACUACAUGUUGGGUAACAAGAAGCCAGCAAACCCUUUCUUCUUUCUGAAGCCGCCAUCAUCCAUUCUUCUCAAGGGCGAUGGUCCUAUUCUGCGUCCCAGAGGUGUCAACGUUCAUUACGAGGUCGAGCUAGGCCUUGUCAUGGGCCGCAAGGUCAGAGACCUCGACCCUAACGACACCCAGGCUGCUUACGACUCCAUUGAGAGUUAUCUUCUCACCAUUGACAUGACUGGACGCAACGUCCAAGAAGAGGCCAAGAAGAAGGGUCUGCCUUGGAGCAUUGCAAAGGGCUUUGACACCUUUCUCCCAAUCGCCGGUCCUAUUACCAAGUCCAAGAUCCCUGACCCUCACAACAUUGAGUUGUUCUUGAGCGUCAAUGGCGAGAUGAAGCAGAACGACAACACCAACCUCAUGCUCUUCCAAAUCCCCAGACAACUGGCCGACAUCAGCAGAGUCAUGACUCUCGAGAAGGGCGACAUCAUCUUGACUGGUACCCCCAAGGGUGUGGGUUCUGUAAAGACGGGCGAUGUUAUCAGAGCUGGCAUGCGUAUUGACGGCAAGGAGGUUGAAGAAGCUAGCAUUGAGGUUGAAGUCAAGGAUCGCGAGGGUCCCUACGAGUUCAGCGAGACAUAG
Molecule: messenger RNA, 696 nt
Organism: Aureobasidium vineae
Lineage: Eukaryota; Fungi; Ascomycota; Dothideomycetes; Dothideales; Saccotheciaceae
Source: the annotation of a GenBank genome assembly